GGUAUCACCAUCGCCACACCAGGAGGCACAACAAACGGUUGUCAUGCAAACACAACUUUACCGCGUGCGAACCGCACACAAUUAUGGGAGUGCGACUGCGGACAGCUGUUUGGGUGGUGUUUCACAGAUAGAACACACACGCGUACAUGUUGUGUUGUUUAUGUUCGAAAUGGCUAGAAGAACCGUCGAGGAUUUCAACGGUUUUGUGACGACCCGUCCUCCAGCGCCGAGGAAAUCGGUCGUACCGAUUCCGUUACCGGGCCGAACGAAAGCUGCGGUGGCUGCGACGGCUAAUAGCAGAAAAACUACACGGUUCAAAAACGAAUCGGCACCGCGGCCGCCACCUGUCAAGAAAAAGGAAAAGAUUCCAAACAAUGUUAAACACAAAAAAGAGACAAUGAAACAAAAUGAGAUUAAAAUGGACCAAAUAGAAAAAGAAAUUGUUACUAUUCAUAAUGAUAAGACUGUAGUAGACUGCUCAUCCGACGUAUCAGAUAAUCAAGAGUACGAAGAUGACUUUGAAGAUUAUGAAUCCGAUUUUGAAUCCGACACUUCCAUAGAUUCAACACCACUAGGGUCAUCAUCACAACAAAUUAUGACCGAACAAUCGAUUUCAAAUAACAUAGGCUCCAAGUUCGCUUUACCCGUGUGUGUGGAAGAAAAAUUAGAACCUUUCUUAGAUGAGAAGUUUGAAAUCAACUCGUUAGAACAGAUCAUUGAAAGGGGUUUAAAUAAUUUCAAAACGGCAAGAAAGAGGAAACAAGAACAAGAAGCAAAAGAAAACCUCCAAAAUAGAGGAAAUGUAUUAAUGGAAAUGAUUAAGUUGGAUACAGUGAGUUAUUCAUUGUUGGAUUUGCCAGCAAUACCUUAUGAGCAAUACAUAAAAAUGUAUGGCCGUUCAAACAUGGCACAGGUCCAAACACAAACUGGUGAUGACAAUGCGGAGAAGGAAAUUCAAACGAAUGAGAUUGAAUUAUCCGAAAAAUGGACACAACGGCCUAUAUUAUUAACAAACGAAUCGGAUUGUCUUUCGUCUGAUUAUUUAAGUAUGAAGCCAGCUGGUGGUCAUCGUCUGGUGCGCGUAGCGACCGUAGACUCGAAAAGAGUGUCCGCAGUUGGCCGAAUGAUGUUAAUGAUUUUAGAACAGCAGACAAUGGGACAAGUCGAACGGCUGUUAAUGUCUAAUAAAAACAACUUGGAAUUCAGCUCCGGACACCUGAGUCCAGCGAUAUCAGCAAUCAAAUUCCUCGCCAACUGUCCCGUAACGUUGAUAGAGUUUGCUCAAAUAACGUCUUCUAUCGAGUCCGUUGCUACGACGCACGAGGUGAUAGAUUCGUAUUGUACUCAAUAUGUAAUAUGCAUUUGGAAUACAUCAAAUAUGGAAAGCCCUGAGUAUAUUCUUAAAUGUCUUAAUCGUAUAACAUCGAUUUGCAUCAUUCCCAAGUCAAACAGUGGAAUUGUCAUGACUGCGCACGUAGAUGGGAGCAUAUGCGUGUGGGAUUUAAGAGAAAGCAAAUUGUAUCACCAGCAAAUGGAUGGUAUCCCUUAUACAAUACGUUCUCCGUCUUUCAACACAGCGAUAUCCAUCAACCAAGGUCACAGAUCAAAAAUAAUCGCGUUACGCGUGGUAACGUACAAUAGCGCUGGCUGUAUGGAUGAAGAGUCACCAGAAGAGCUCUGUAGUUUGGACGAGGAUUUCCUAUUAACCAUGUGGGUUGUCAUGGAUAAUUGGUUUCACGGUUCCGAAAUAAUUGAACACAGAUGUGCUGGAACUGCGCCUUUAAGUUCUAUGAGGCUGGUGAAAACUCAAACAAUCAAAGCUAUUAAAAAUAUUCCCAAAUAUUUGUCCGAUGGUGUCGUAGCUACUUGCAUGUGUUUGAAUAACAAUCAAGACGCUUUUAUAGGUACCAACUCUGGACUGAUUUUUCGGUGUAAUUUAGGAGGACAUGAAGUAUGGCCAAAAUAUUACACCUAUGGCGAAAUAGGAGAACAUUUCUCUAUUAAUUGGUUGGAUAUCUGUCCAUUUGACAUGAAUUAUUUUUUGGCUGCAUUUUCAAAUAACGAGGUCAUUUUAUACCGCACGAGCCGACGGGUAGCGUUAAAGAGAUUUUUCACAUCUUCGAGUACGCCGAAAACGUUGGCGGUCCUCGUAAAGGCUCAAUGGUGCUCCGGAUUUCCUGGCAUCGUUUUCGGAUUGGAUUCACUGUCCAACGUACACUUGUGGGACUUAUGCAACGACGUUACAAUGCCAAUGAUAUCGGUGCCGGCACGGAAAAAAGCUACAAUAACAUCCAUGUCUUUAACGACAACGAGGAAAAAUCAAAACACCUUCGCUGGAUUAGCGUUUACUAAUGGUGAAGUGGAAUUGCAUCGAGUUCAAUUAGACAAUAGCAGAACAGUAGAAAAUGGAAUUGAACAUUGUGAUGUGUUAUCAAAUUUUUUGGCAAAUUUAUGAAUGAAAAAUUUUAACCAUUGUAUUAUUACGCAUAAGGUGCCAGUAAUAAUAAUAUAUUAAAUGUAAUAGUACAAUAUAUUUCACUAUUUUUAA
This is a messenger RNA of Sipha flava (yellow sugarcane aphid), 2548 nucleotides long. Its product is annotated as WD repeat-containing protein 60. The coding region runs from base 44 to 2455 and encodes 803 amino acids. The record is from RefSeq and is a predicted model, not a curated record. Gene Ontology annotation, cellular component: cytoplasmic dynein complex. The transcript has 17 exons. Gene Ontology annotation, biological process: intraciliary transport. Gene Ontology annotation, molecular function: dynein light chain binding; dynein heavy chain binding. NCBI's taxonomy places the organism in Eukaryota, Metazoa, Arthropoda, Insecta, Hemiptera, Aphididae.